Messenger RNA from Mirounga angustirostris (Northern elephant seal), 2823 nucleotides. RefSeq names its product heat shock transcription factor 2 binding protein (gene HSF2BP). Bases 505 to 1509 code for a protein of 334 amino acids. Gene Ontology annotation, cellular component: cytosol. The transcript is spliced from 9 exons. Lineage: Eukaryota; Metazoa; Chordata; Mammalia; Carnivora; Phocidae. The record is from RefSeq and is a predicted model, not a curated record.
GCCGGCCGCCGCCGCUCGCCCGCCUUCUGGGGGCGAGCGCGGCAGACCCCGGCCGCGGGCGGAGCGAGCCGGUCGGCGUCCGGCCGUGCCUCCGCGCUUCGGCUGUCCGUAGUCGCCACAGCUCCGGGCGUUUGGCGGCGGGGUUAGCUAGCGUUGAGUCUUGGCCAGGAAGAGACGGAUGGCCAAUUUCAGUGGUCUAGACUCUUCAAGCCCGCUCUACGGAAACUCCAUCCGAUCGACUGCUCGCCUACGAGAUAGACGGCGCCGAGUUUUUAAUUUUAACGAGUUUAAAAAUCCGGUUAAGCCAGGAAAGCCGACGCGGGAUCUCGCCGACCCCAACCCUGGUGCGCGGGGCCGAGAACGCCGCUCAAACUCUGCGAGGUUUGAGCCUCGCUGCGCUCCGUUUUCCGACGCCAGUGCGGACGCGUUCCCGCGCUUUCGGGCGUGAGGGGUCAGAGGGCGCGCAGCGGCGCAGGCGCAGGAGCGGAGGCUGCGGCGGCGGCCAUGGGCGAGGCAGGCGGCGCUGAGGAGGCCCGCCGGCACGUGGGGACUAAGGAGGAAUUCGUUAAAGUGAGAAAGAAGGACCUGGAACGGCUGACAACUGAAGUAAUGCAGAUCCGGGACUUCUUGCCCCGAAUACUAAAUGGGGAGGUGCUGGAAAGCUUCCAGAAAUUAAAGAUUGUAGAAAAAAACCUGGAAAGGAAAGAGCAAGAAUUAGAGCAACUGAGAAUGGAUUGUGAGCACUUCAAAGCCCGCCUGGAGACCGUGCAGGCUGACAGCAGGAGAGAGAAGAAGGAGAAACUCGCUCUUCGACAGCAGCUGAAUGAAGCAAAGCAGCAACUCCUGCAGCAGGCAGAAUACUGUACGGAAAUGGGAGCAGCGGCCUGCACCCUUUUGUGGGGCGUCUCCAGCAGUGAGGACGUCGUCAAAGCCAUUCUGGGAGGAGAUAAAGCUUUGAAGUUUUUCAACAUCACUGGUCAAACAAUGGAGAGUUUUGUGAAGUCACUGGAUGGGGAUGUCAAGGAGCUUGAUUCCAAUGAAAAUCAGUUUGUGUUUGCUUUGGCUGGGAUCGUAACAAAUGUUGCUGCCAUAGCGUGUGGUCGCGAGUUCUUGGUUAACUCAAGUCGGGUGCUGCUGGACACCAUACUGCAGCUUCUGGGGGACCUGAAGCCAGGACAGUGUACCAAACUCAAAGUGUUACUGCUGAUGUCCCUGUACAACGUGAGCAUCAACCUGAAAGGCUUGAAGUACAUCAGCGAGAGCCCGGGAUUCAUCCCGCUGCUGUGGUGGCUUUUGAGUGACCCAGACGCAGAGGUGUGUCUUCAUGCACUGCGACUCGUCCAGUCUGUGGUCCUGGAGCCAGAAAUCUUCUCCAAGUCGGCCUCCGAGUUCCAGAGCUCCCUGCCCCUGAAGCGCAUCCUGGCCAUGGCCAAGAGCCGCAACCCUCACCUGCAGACCGUGGCCCAGGAACUCCUGGAGGACCUCCGCGCCCUGGAGCAUGAUGCGUAGGGGCACUUGGUGUGUCCUUUCCCCUCCCCCAGGCCCCCACUUUGUGUUCCAAAACCAUCACCGUGCACCAUCUGUUAUAGAUGGUAGAAUGUGAGUGCCUCGAGAGGAACGUGAAUGCAUAUGUAUCCACACAACUUUCCCCUGGAAGCGAAAGUACCUGUGGGUGGCUGGUUAGCCUGGCCAAGGGGCAGCCUGAGGAAGACUCCAUCCUUCUGGAAAGGCCCAUGUCCUAUACCUGGAAGAGGGCCGCCUUCGAGCGGCUUCUGCUGCUCGGGAGACUUUCGAGACCUGUGGGUUCCUCUGCACAAAGGGGAUGAAAUAACCACCUGCCCCAUUGGUCAGCAUUUUCCUGAGAUACAUGUUUUGAAAAACAAUUCAUUCUCUCUCUAGUAAUUAUAAUUAAUACCCUAAAAUGCAAGUUUACCUUUAAACCUUUUGGUGAACCUGCUAUUUCAGGUGACAUUGGACAUUUUAGUUCUGGUUUUUUUUGUGCCUGUUUUAUUUUUGAAUAAAGAAAGCCAGAAGAGUCAUUGAUGUGCACAACUACUCUUUUCUGAAAUGUUAUAAACUCGGUAUUAGGAAGUCGUAUAUUAUAAUGCAGUUACUUGGUCGGUAGAAAAAACUCUCUUUACGUUGUUCUGGGCACUUGACUAUACACUCAGAAGUCCCGCUUUUCUUAUAAGAAAUACCAUGAAAAGGGCCUCCUAGACGAGAGCCCAUGCCGUUGGGUGAAGUUCUUCAAAUGACGUCUGCCAGUGUGUCCCAGGGUCCCCACAGCACGUAGAUCCUUCUCAGCUGUGCCCGGGCCGCUGACAGAGCGCACGGGAGGACACACUUCAUUUCUCACAGACACCGUGCGCGUGAGAGUGGAAGUUCCAUCCAGGUCACCCCGUAAAGUCGCAUCAGGGAGCGUGUUUGCUCCUUUCUUGCGCUGCUUCCCUCGUAGUGACGCUGCGGGGGCUCAGGCUCUGGGCACCUCUCGGGUGAAGGGAGGUGCUGACGGUCCCUGAUGGUGGCGGCCUCAUGUAUGUUUAUAACCCGUGUCUGCUGUGGGGCAUGUUAGAAGAACUUCAUUUUUCUCUGAAGUCGAUUUUAUAGGCAACGUGAGGUUUAUGGCUGAAGCUGAAGCCACGGGCAUGGAGGAAGGUGCGGGGCUGAAUCUCAGGAGCCGACAGAUUGUGGAACACUACCAGCUCAUCAGAGCCAGGGAGCUGUUGUUAGAAGAGGCAAUUUGCAAUUCAUGGGUGCAGAAGUCAGUCCAUCUGUGGGCUGUGGUUCUGUAGGUCUGACUAUUGGUGAAUAAAAUUGAGGAUG